AUGCAGAAUUUGUUAUUGCGUGUUAUUACAAUGUUCAGAGCUGUUCAGGUUGUGAAGCAUGGAGGACCCGAAAUGAUGAAGAUUAUUUCCAAUGCCGAGCUUCCGCGUAUCACAUCAAGCCAGAUCCUUGUCAAGAUUCACUAUGCGGCUGUUAAUCCGGUCGAUACUUAUAUACGUGAAGGAUGGCACACACAGGCUCGUCCAUGCCCUUAUACUCCGGGUUUGGAUUGUUCGGGAGAUGUGAUUUCUGUGGGAAGUGACGUGAAAGGAUUCAAGGUGGGAGAUCGUGUUUACUCCUGUGGAUCUGUAUCGGGAACAUACGCUACACACGGAGUCUUUUCUCCGGAUCAGUUGUAUUUGCUUCCUAAGGAGUGUAGUUACAAAAGUGGUGCCUGCUUUGGCACUGGAUAUUUUACGUCUCUCUAUGCCAUCCAAUGCACACGACAGAUGAAGGACCGAACCUUCUUUAUCCAUGGCGCUUCCGGAGGCGUGGGAACCAGCAUUGCAAAGAUUCUGCUCAGUCUCCGUCAAACCGAUCCGCAAUUCAAGAAUAUCCAGAUCGUCGCUAGUUGCUCUACAGAACGCGCAGAACAAUAUUUGACCCGCUUGGGAAUCGAUCUUGUGGUGAACCGAACCGAUUCCACGUAUAUGGAGAAGGUUCAUGCAGUGAAUGGAGGGAACGGUCCCGAUGUUAUUUUCGAAAUGCUGGCGAACGUAAAUCUCCAGAAAGACUUAGAAAUCAUAAACAAAAAUGGCGAGAUUUUGGUCAUUGGAAACCGCGGGACUAUCGAAGUGAAUCCCCGCGACAUGAUGGUGAAGGGAUCCACGGUGCACGGAGUGAUGCUUUUUAACCAGACCGUAUUUUUUUGUUUCGUGAAUCGAGCGUAG
This is a messenger RNA of Blastocystis hominis, 888 nucleotides long. RefSeq lists its product as hypothetical. Lineage: Eukaryota; Bigyra; Opalinata; Blastocystidae. Gene Ontology annotation, cellular component: cytosol. The coding region runs from base 1 to 888 and encodes 295 amino acids. The transcript has 4 exons. The record is from RefSeq and is a predicted model, not a curated record. Gene Ontology annotation, molecular function: quinone reductase (NADPH) activity; NADPH binding; mRNA 3'-UTR binding.